AUGGAAGGGGCCAGCCCCGCGCCGGCGGGAGAGGAGCUGGAGCUCGUCUUGCUGGAGGGGCAGCCGGAGGAGGGGACGCCUCUCAAUGGAACCGUCCAGGUCAUCCCUGCGGGCGAUGAGCCCUGCCCAGCCCAGGCUAACAAGGAAAGCCCCUGGAGCUCCUGUAAUAAGAUCGUGUUUGGAAAGUGUAAACUGUGGAUGGUCAUCACCUCCAUUUUUCUAGUUCUUAUUAUAGAGAUCAUCAUAGGUUUAUGUCUCAGUGGAGUAACUUAUGUCGAUGAAGAUGAAAACGAAGUCCUUGAGUUAUCAUCAAAUAAAACAUUCUUGGUCAUGCUAAAGAUUCCAGAGGAGUGUGUUACAGAAGAGGAGUUGCCUCACCUGCUCACUAAGAGGCUCACGGAUGUGUACAGUACAUCUCCAGCUCUGAGGCGUUAUUUCACUUCAGUUGAAAUAUUUGACUUAAGUGGUGAAAAUUCCACAGUGAUUUACCACCUACAAUUCGGGGUCCCAUCAGAUAAUGAAAAUUUUAUGAAGUAUAUGAUGAGUGAGGAGUUGGUGCUGGGCAUUUUGCUACAAGAUUUCCAUGAUCGGAACAUCCCUGGUUGUGAGAGUCUGGGGCUCGAUCCAGCAUCCCUUUUGCUAUACGAAUGA
Otolemur garnettii (small-eared galago) is the source of this 651-nucleotide messenger RNA. It is a transcript of the gene CUNH3orf52, whose product is annotated as chromosome unknown C3orf52 homolog. The record is from RefSeq and is a predicted model, not a curated record. Bases 1 to 651 code for a protein of 216 amino acids. The transcript has 6 exons. NCBI's taxonomy places the organism in Eukaryota, Metazoa, Chordata, Mammalia, Primates, Galagidae.